Molecule: messenger RNA, 2759 nt
Organism: Lepidothrix coronata (blue-crowned manakin)
Lineage: Eukaryota; Metazoa; Chordata; Aves; Passeriformes; Pipridae
Gene: RCAN3
Product: RCAN family member 3
Exons: 5
Coding region: 146-895 (249 amino acids)
Biological process (GO): calcium-mediated signaling
Cellular component (GO): cytoplasm; nucleus
Molecular function (GO): nucleic acid binding; calcium-dependent protein serine/threonine phosphatase regulator activity
Source: RefSeq, a predicted model, not a curated record
CCCACACGGGCACCGCUCCUCGGUCGGUGCGCGCUCCCGCCGCUCCGGCCCCACAGCGGGGACACCGCGGUGCGCGCUCCCGCCGCCCCGCCCGCAGAGCCCUGGUGGAAGCUGGCCCGUGCCCAGGAGCUGCAGUGGGUGAAGGAUGCUGAGGGAUCCCAUGAAGUCCUGGAGCGACAGCCAGUCAGACCUGUACAGCAGCGACCAGGAGGAGGAGGAGCAGAUGAUUUUUGGGGAAAAUGAAGAUGAUUUGGAAGAGAUGAUGGACUUAAGUGACUUGCCUACCUCCCUCUUUGCUUGCAGUGUCCACGAAGCUGUGUUUGAGGUGCAGGAGGAAAAGGAAAGGUUUGAAGCCCUUUUCACAGUCUAUGACGACCAAGUGACAUUCCAGUUGUUUAAGAGCUUCAGAAGGGUGAGGAUAAACUUCAGCAAUCCCGAGGCAGCAGCGAGAGCACGGAUAGAGCUGCACGAAACAGACUUCAGUGGGAAGAAGCUGAAGCUUUACUUUGCACAGGUGCAGGUAUCCAGCGAAAUAGGUGACAAGUCCUACCUCCUCCCUCCACAACCUGUCAAACAGUUCCUGAUUUCCCCCCCUGCCUCUCCACCAGUUGGGUGGAAACAGAGUGAAGAUGCAACUCCCCUGAUAAACUAUGACUUGCUGUGUGCUGUCUCCAAGCUGGGACCAGGGGAGAAGUACGAGCUGCACGCGGGGACAGACUCCACCCCCAGCGUCGUCGUCCACGUGUGCGAGAGCGAGACGGAGGAGGAGGAGGAGAUCAAAAACCCCAGACAGAAGAUCCUGCAGACCCGGCGCCCAGACCCCCCCCCGACCAUCCUGGGCGACUCCAAGGCCUUCGAGUGUGCCCUGGAGGUGGGGGGGACCAUGCACUGCUAGAGCUGGGCUGCUCCAGGGGCUACCAACACCAGACACUCCUGAGUCCAUGUGUCGAUGUCUGUGCUGCUGCUGCUGUAGCGACAACAGAUCUGACUUGUAGUUGUCUCUCAUGCUCAAGAGUUUGGAUGCCAAUGCUCUGAAAAGCACUUUAAUUUUAGGGACUAGUCCCUCCCCCACCCCCCCGAGUGUAGCAAAUCCACCUGACUUGAAAUAGUGACAAUUAGGGAGUCUGGUUGUGUUUUGGGUUUGGUUUUUUAAGAUGUUACUCUUUUUUGUUUCUGUUGUACAGUGUGAUGUACCAAGUGCUGAAAUAAUCUCUUGCUGUCGUGACUGGGUUCCAGAAAGCUCCUUGCACAGCAACUUAAAGCUGAUCUGUGCUGGUCCAACAGCUUCCAGUUAAUAUAGUGUUAAACACAAGUGAAAUGCACUCUUUGUGCUAAAACUCCUUCCCAGCUGAGGUGGGGAUUAACCUUUGCUUUCCUCAGAAACGCCAAGUACGUGUUUGUGAUUUGACACAUGAGGCACAAACACAGGGAUGGAGCUGAACUCAGCUGGGUUUGGUGGCUGCACGGGGGAAGAGCCACACACUGAGUCCCUCACCAACACUCCUGCUCUGAGCUCUGGGUGGUGCACUGCUGGUUUGCACUGACACCUAAUUAGGAGUUAAUUACAGUAGGUAGAUUAAAAUAUGGGUCCAGCAGCUGAAUGGGUUGUGUCUGAUCCUCUCUGAACAUGUCCAGUCCUGGAGGCGGCUCCUGGGCCGGAUAAGGCAGUGACUGUUAGGUCAUGUCAGGAGAUAAGAUGCUGAGGGUUAAUUUUUAACUUCUCCAGUCUGUUUUGUAUUCUCAAAGACAAUCAGUUGCCUGGCUUAGCCAGUUCUUAUGCAGUUUCAGCCCUUGUUUGCUGUUUUCCUGUGUGGCAUCCUGCGUGUCUGGCAGAGCAUCUGCUGCCUCUGAGAGCAGGGUGCAUCUUUUAGAAUACAGAGCUUUAAUUUUGUGAUCUUGUGUUAAGUGUUUUUUAGUAGGAGGAAAAUAUGCCUUGGUAUAACAACACCUGUUCCUGUGCUUUUAUGCUAUUUUAUAGCCAAACUUUUUUAGUCUAGACAGAUUCUUCUUUUUUUUUUUUUUUCUAUUUCAGAGGAUAAAAUGAUUUGUGAACAAACCAGGCUGCUGAUGUUUGUGUGUAAGAAAUCAUUUGAGUCGUUCAGAAAUUCAGAUUUUUCGGGUUCAUUUUAGUGUGGUUCAGUCGUUCAUGACGUGCUUAUUGAACUUUCCAAAGUGUUCUCACUUGGCUGACAGCAGAGAGAAAAGGAAUGGUCAGGGAUUCACAUGGAUGGAGCAGCUUCCAGCUCUUGUGUUGUCCUGGAUUGUGAUCCCUCCCACCACCAGCUUCACGUUGCAAAGUGGGAUCCUGCAGGCAGGUCCUUGUUCCAGAGGCAGGAAUAGUAGAGAUUAAAAAGGUAGGAAAAUGGGGUUUGUUCACCUUGCCUCCACAGGUGUGAUAUUUAUGUAUCUCUUCAGGUAUUAAAAUCACUCAAAGACCAACUUCUCUGUCUCACUGUUCUGUGGUACCGAAACAAAGGGGAAAAACCCAACAAAAACCUGUGUUACCCAUCAGGCUUGUGGAUUUUUAAAAUUCCAGAAGCCCUGUCUGGAUUCUCUGUGUUGUUUAUGUUUUGUGAGCUGUUUGAUCUCUGCCCCACUGUAGAAGGUGCUGUGAGUAGGAAUAAGUGGAAAACCCUCAGAAACAGUUUUCUAAGGCAAAGCAAGUGUGAUGUUGUCGAUGUGUAAACGUGUAAAAUGUGGAACAUUCCAGCACUUCUCAUUGUGUAAAGACACUUAAAAUAAAACAGUGCAGUGCCAUU